Messenger RNA from Annulohypoxylon truncatum, 1823 nucleotides. RefSeq lists its product as uncharacterized. Gene Ontology annotation, molecular function: DNA-binding transcription factor activity, RNA polymerase II-specific; zinc ion binding. Bases 225 to 1364 code for a protein of 379 amino acids. Gene Ontology annotation, biological process: regulation of DNA-templated transcription. The transcript is spliced from 4 exons. The record is from RefSeq and is a predicted model, not a curated record. Lineage: Eukaryota; Fungi; Ascomycota; Sordariomycetes; Xylariales; Hypoxylaceae.
CCAAUUGUCGCACAGCUACACAAAGCUUUCCGUUAUCUCUAACUCCUCGACACUGCACUAACUCAAAACCCUCGAUGCACUCUCCCUUCUAACUUAAUGCUAAUUGAAGCUGGGGCUCUCAUGACGUAACUUGAAGAGUUCGGGGAAAAGGGAGUCGGAAUUCUCCAUUAUACCUUUUUCCUCUUCCAAAAGGAGACGCGUACGGUACGGUUAUCGUGGAGGCGAUGAGUGAUGCUGAGAGUGAUGACGCUAAGCGAGCGUUGAAGAAACGUAAGGCUAGCCGUGCUUGCGACCGCUGCAACUCUCAGCACCAGCCUUGUGAUAAUGCUGCUCCUAAGUGCAGCGUAUGCGUACGCGCAGGCACAGAGUGUACCUACAACAGACCGGUACGGAAAAGGGGUCCCCGUAGUGGGUAUACCGGUCAGAAUGGCGAACGUCUUUGGGCCAUAAUCCUGCAAGCUCGGCCCGAGCUCGAGGAUAUAGUCUUGCAGGUCCUGCGCGGCGGUACAUACGGCAACACCGGCGUUCCCAAUCUCGAUUAUUUCAGAAAUAACGACAAUCAAGCCGAACUUGUCAACUGGUUCAAUGAGAGUCGCCUUGGUAGAUUCCUGCAGAAUGGGGAAUCCCCUGAUCUGCUUCUGCCCCCUAGUAACCCGCAUGUUUCGCCGAUGAUUGCUCAAGUACGUAGUGAAAUGGGCUUCAGCCAAUCUGCGAAUACUCACCGCCAACAAGACGUGGCUAAGAGUAUGUCCGGACAAUCUAAUCGCUCAGCUUCCAUUUCACAGUCUUGUCCGGUGAAUCCACACGGCGCACCCCAAGAUCCUAGUGACAUAUACAUCCAAAGUGAGGAUAUCCGAAGGCGUGUAUUUCAUAACCAAUCCCACAUAAACAGCUACUUCUUGGGCCUUCCUGAAGAUUUGACCCACGAUAUGAGCCCAAAUCACACAUCAUCGAAUCUCACUGCCGCUCAGGGCACCACGCCCUUUUCAAAUGGCUCUGUCGAUGGCUACGGAGCUGGUACGCAGCAGACAAAUGAUCGUUCAGUACUAGACAGACGAAUGAGCGUCGACCCAUCCGUGCAGAUCUCUGAGCAUUCACGGCACCCCGAAUCAAACAACCCGUCCGCGACGCCCUUCGAAAAUACCGAAUUUCAUCUUGACGAAACUUCUCGAUGGCUUGACUCGACGCCAUUUGACACCUUGCGAAAUCUUGGGUUUGCUCCGGGUGAGCGAAUGGCAGAAGAUUUCCUCGAGUUGUGUGAGAAUCCGGAUCCCAUUGACCAUACCCCUGCCGCUUCAGCCGACCAGGAUGAGGAUGAAGAGGCGGUCUGGCGCCGGCUAGUCAUGCGAGGGAGAUUUAUAUGAUGAUGACUCUAGUUCUAUCAUUUAUAAGGGAACUUGGUGACUUAUCUCAGACCCCUCCAACGUUAAUAAGUCCCCGGUCGCUAAAACAUGAGCGUAUCAUACGUUAUAUCGUGCUCUUAAGCUCGAAACGACAUGUAACGACUGUCUCCAGUCGUCUUUCCCCAAAGUACUCCAUAAAGGGUUACGUUUAGAAUCAGCUUGGUCUAUAUUCUCCCACGAGAAGAGGCGCUCCUAGACGGAAUGUGCUUGUUGACUUCUACAGUCUAAGAGACUUAGUCUAUACCUAUAUUAUGCGGUUAGCACGCCGUCCAGACAAGGUUGACUAGGUAGUUAUGGAUAUAAUGGAAAUAGCAAUUCGAUCAAGAGACCAAUCGGCAUCUUGGCUAUAGAGCUGGAUAGGUACUUACGUAUCUAGACACUUAGCUCAACCCGAUCAUAAUAAAGCAAAGUAUCACCACA